AUGGGCACGAAACAAUGGAUUCUCUUACUAGGUCUUGUGCUGAAUAUCUGCCAGCAUGCUUUCGCAUUUGGACGUACUAGCUGCAUCAUUCCACUAGAGAAUAAAUGUGACUUUAUUUGCGACUGUAAAGACUGCAGUGAUGAGCAGGACUGUGGUUACAGAGGACCGGACUAUGUGUGUGAUUUUGAGCACGAGGGAAUGUGUGGAUGGACGGUCAGGUCGGAUGAGGGCGGGUACAUGUGGCAGAGACAGCAGAGUGGACAAACGCUUCCUGACAGCGGGCCGUCCUCAGACUACACCACAGGCACCUCCACAGGCUGGUUUAUGGCAGUGACUGCUGUAUCAUCAGACUCUCCCAGAACUGCUGUGCUCAUGUCCCCCAAAAUAAAACACUCAUCCCCCACCUGUCGCAUUCGGCUCAGAUACUUCAUCUGGGACGCAGGUCACACAGGUCUCGGUGAUGCCCCUCUGUGGGGAUCGGUGUGGACCGCUGAUGGUGAGGAGGCUGUGGUGUGGAGGCCAGAAGGUACCAGUGUCCGUGGCUGGAGGGAGGCCACGAUCUACCUGGGUCGUAUCCUGCGUCAUUUCCAUGUCCACUUUCAUUCCAGACGCAGAGAAGGGAAGCAGGGAGACGUGUCCAUCGAUCAACUGGAAUUCCUAGACUGUGCCCUGCCAGUUCCAUCUGUAAGUGGGUCGUGCGGUCCUGGUUAUGUGAAGUGUAAGAAUGACGGUUGUGUGGAGGACUAUAAGGUGUGUGACAGUACGGAUGACUGUGGUGAUGGAACAGAUGAAGAGAAUUGUGACCUGUACACGGGCUGUAACUUUGAGGAUGGCCUUUGUGGGUGGGACCUAAGAACAUUUUCAUCCAUAAAAUGGACAAGGACCAAUCAGAUGAACAUAUCGUUGUCUAAGCCUCUGAAAGGACCUGGGAGAGACCACUCAACUAAUACAGUGGCAGGACAUUUCUUGUAUGUAACCAAACCGGACGUAUUGAAGAGUGAUUGGACAUCUUUUCAAAGCCCUCCUCUCUUACCAACCAAUCACACACAUCCAUGUCAGAUGGUGAUGUACACACAUCAGUUUGGUCGUGUGUCCGGUGGACUGUCAGUGUUGGUGGCGGAGAGACAGAUCUACCCUGUGUGGAAGCGUGGAGGUUCUCUCGGGGAUCUGUGGGUAAAGGCAGAGGUGGAACUUGUGGUCAAUAGCACCUUCCAGAUUAUGUUUGUGGCUGCCAUACGGGACCAGGAGUAUGGAGGGGUCGCUAUUGAUGAUAUUGUAUUGUCUCCUGAAUGCCGCUUCACCAAUGAAUCAAUGCCACAGCCAGACUAUCCAAAAUCUCCCGCUCACCCCUGCACGGAGGAGAGUAAGAUCUGUGACUUUGCAGUGGAUUGUGUGAAUGGAGACGAUGAGGCUCAAUGUGGGGACUUCUUUUAUGUGAAUGGCAGCUCUGGUUGGACAGAUAUCAGCAUAGGAAACCAUGCCUGGGAUGUAAAACUUGAGUAUAACGACUCCAUCAAAGAGGAGUUUCUGUAUGUGACUUCUGCCCCUGGGCAACAGCUAACCGAAGCUCAAACUCGUACCCCUCUCCUGGGCCCAUCAGGUCCUGUGUGCACCAUGCAGUUCUCCUACAGUCUCACCGGCAGAAAUCCACACAUAGGUGAGCUGUCGGUAUAUGUUGUAGACAGCGUGUUAGGGACUUUGCCUGUGCUGUGGGAGUUUGCAGGGAGGACCAAUGAGACGGCAGGGAUUUGGGUAAAGCAGGAUGUCUACAUUGGAGCCAGAGAACACCGCUUUCAGUUGGAGUUCAGUGCUCGUGCUGAAGAGCUCUCCUCAGAUACGCAGGUCGCAGUGAAGGACAUUCACUAUAUCGACUGCCAUCGAGACUUUAUCCCCUCCAAUGAUCUGUCGUGUAAUUUUGAGGUAAAUUUGUGUGGGUGGUACCAGGACCAGACGGAUAAUUUUGACUGGAGUCUGAACAGUGGAAUGGAUCACACCAUCUUUGAUGGUAGAAGUCUGAUGGUGGACAUGUGGGACAUUUCACUGCGAGGUCUUUCUGGACGUCUUCUUUCUAUUAGACAGAAUGCCAUUAACACCGAGCAUUGCCUCUCCUUCUUCUACAAACUCUAUGGACCGAACACAGGUGCUCUCGCUGUAAAGUUGUUAUUUGAGGAUGGCACAGAAGACUUGCUAUGGAUGCGCAGUGGUGCCCAUGGCAAUGUCUGGCACGAGGGCCAUUGCAUUGUGCCUCCUCAGCUCACCGCCUUUCAGUUGGUUUUUGAGGCCGUACGCUCUGGUUUCGACGGUCAGUUGGCUUUAGAUGAUGUGGUCUUUGUGACAGGCUCGUGUUCUUUGCCCACUAUGUGCUCGUUUGAAAGUCAGACCUGCGGCUACAUCAGUUCUGGAAGAGCCAGAUGGGUCCAUCAGAAUUAUGCAUCAAGCGGAAGCGGUCCAGAGACCGAUCGCAGCCUGGAGACGCAAAAGGGAUUCUACAUGUUGGCACACAGUGGUGUGGAUGUUCUUUCCCAGGGCAGUAAGACGACCUUGACCUCACCUGUGCGCAGAGGUUUGAGUCACACUGAAUGUGUGCACUUCUGGUACCACACAGGAGGAGAGAAUCCAGGCACUCUUAAUGUUUACGUGAAGCCGUCUGAGGGAAACAGGAUUAGGUUGUUUUCCAACAGCCUAGGGCAGGGCAAUGCUUGGCAUCGUGGUCAGGGCAAUGUCAGUUGGCAUGGGAACUGGCAGCUGCAGUUCGAGGUGGAGGGCGGUGGGGGCCAAAACACUUACAUUGCCAUUGAUGACAUCACCUACUCAACACACAGCUGUCCUACAGCAGAUAACACCUGUGAUUUCGAGAGAGGUCUGUGUGGUUGGUCCAACACUCAGAGACCGUCUGUGGACUGGUUAGAUUGGGAUCUGACUAAUGUGCAAGCUGAGAAGUUCUACAGCACACCACCAUAUGAUCACACAUUACACACAGAUGAAGGUCACUUCCUGUUCCUUCCUAACUCCCAGCGUGACACUGCUAACCAGAAUGCUUGGCUGCUGAGUCCUCAUCUCGCAUCAACCAAAGGAACCUGCCUGAGUUUUUGGGUCUAUCAGCCAACAAUGUCUGACAGUAAACUCAUUGUGUGGAGGCUGUCUGGAGGGGCCAUGCACGAAUUGCUGAGACUGCAUGAGGGGGGUGGAAACUGGAAAUAUUUCAGUGCGAAUAUCACCUCAGACACAGAGUACCAGAUUGUUUUGGAGGGGUUUAAAGGAGAGAAAGGUGUUCUAGCCCUGGAUGACAUACAGUACACGGUUGGGGUAAACUGUGCCGGGCAGAAGACAGACACGACAUCCUCACCAUCCUCCAGCAACACUGGAGCAAUAGUGGCAGCUGUCAUUGUCUCUGUUCUUCUCUUGGUCACUCUCUCUGCCUUGCUACUCUUCUACCUUAAAAACAAACAGAGAUCAAGAGCUUUAGACUCAAACCGAUCUGUUGUCAACUGCGCUGGCUUUGGCAAUGAACUGUAUGAAUCUGAUCAGACUGAACAGUAGGAACAAGUGAAUACGGUAGCGUGAGAAGCUCUUUAAGUGAUUGUGCUACCUUCUGGCAGGCUUCGGGCAAGACAGGCAACAUCACAGCAGGAGAACUGCUUGUGUCGCCGUGGCAGGACUAGCCCGGUCAUCAAAUCUGCAAAUAUACGAACAACUUAUUGUUUAUAAUUUAAACAUCAUAAUGAUAGCUUUAUGAUUGAAUCGAAAUGUAUUACAGAAGUAUAGUGGGAUGUUUAUCCAUACAAGUAGUCCCAUCCAAAUUUGUGUGAAAAUAGAGGAAAAAGUUAAGUACAGAUACUGAAAAAGCAAGCAACGAAUGGUCCAUAGAUAUUUGUGAUAUUAGAUGUCCAUAAUGUAUGUUGUUAGAGGUUUGAGUGGUCCGGGUAACAUGUUGUGAGUUUACCGUGGCAGAGUCUAAGACAGAUUUGACCUGUGGAUGAUUUCUUACUUUUCUCUUGUGCAGAAUAGCACACGGUCGAGAAAGAAUGCACUCAAUUCAUAAUGGAACAAUGCACCAUUUUGUUCAUUUUUUGUUAAAGGGCAGGCAAAAGGUGCAAAUUAAAUAUGUCAUUUCCAAUUUAUAAUGACGGUAGGGUUUGAGAGAGUUAACAAAUGAAUG
Messenger RNA from Triplophysa rosa, 4159 nucleotides. It is a transcript of the gene mamdc4, whose product is annotated as MAM domain containing 4. The transcript is spliced from 28 exons. Bases 1 to 3540 code for a protein of 1179 amino acids. NCBI's taxonomy places the organism in Eukaryota, Metazoa, Chordata, Actinopteri, Cypriniformes, Nemacheilidae. Gene Ontology annotation, cellular component: membrane. The record is from RefSeq and is a predicted model, not a curated record. Gene Ontology annotation, molecular function: protein binding.